This is a messenger RNA of Alternaria postmessia, 1506 nucleotides long. RefSeq lists its product as uncharacterized. The record is from RefSeq and is a predicted model, not a curated record. The transcript has 3 exons. The coding region runs from base 1 to 1506 and encodes 501 amino acids. Lineage: Eukaryota; Fungi; Ascomycota; Dothideomycetes; Pleosporales; Pleosporaceae.
AUGCCUUCUGGGGAGCAAGCGUGCGAAGCAUCUUCAUUCCAGGAUUUGGAGCUAUACGGCAGUCAAAUUCUCAACAUCACAACAAAGACACACAUCAACCUGUCAUUUGAAGCUCCCGCUGACCAAAAUCAUUACGCUGUCACUGUGAACGGCCUGAACGCUUGCGAAGUCACUAUUACAUACACACAUCCCGGGUAUAACGACACGAUCAACACCGUCAUCUGGCUGCCUUCCACUGAAAACUGGACUGGAAGGCUUCUAGGAGCUGGUGGUGGGGGUUGGGCGACAGGACCUGAAACUAAUACCACGCUUCUAUGGGCAGCUAGCGAGGGGUUUGUUGCCAUUGCGACGGAUGGAGGUCACAUCGGUAAUGACAUAAGCUGGUCGCUAGUCAGUCCUGGCAAUGUCAAUUGGGUAUUGUUGGAAGAUCUAUCCUCGGUUGCGCUAGAUGAUCUCGCCACGCUUGGGAAGGCGGUCGCGCAUUCCUACUACGGUAGAGUACCAAGCUACAGCUACUGGAACGGAUGUUCCCAGGGUGGCAGGCAAGGUUAUAUGAUGGCUCAGAGGUAUCCAAAUCAAUAUGACGGUAUCCUGGCAACUGCUCCAGCCAUAUACUGGAACGAGUUGAUGAUGCAACUCAUCUGGCCGCAGGUCGUCAUGAACGAGAAUGGAUUUCCGUCCCCACAGGAGUUUGAGGCUAUAAAUGUUGCUGCCACCGAAGCCUGCGAUGGACUAGAUGGACUAAAGGAUGGCAUUAUCUCGUUACCCCAAGAAUGCACUUUUGACCCGAUGACCGUUGUUGGCAGACAACACAUUUGUCCGUCUACGAACCAGAGCAUGACGAUCACAACCACUGUAGCCACGGUCGCCAAGAUGAUAUGGCAGGGUGCCACGACAACCGAAGGCCGUUUUCUUUGGUACGCCGGCAACAUCGGUGCUACAUUUGCUGGCCUCGCUUCAACAACGUGUAAGAGCAACAAUACAUGUGUCGGUGUACCGUUCACCGUCCCCCAGACUUGGAUUACCGACUUUGUUCUGCGGGAUCGUGAGUACGAUACUGGAGGACUUAACAUCUCGUAUUUCGAAGAGCUCUUCUACCAAGCUGUGGACCGUUAUGAUUCCAUCAUCGGAACGGCGAACUCGAACCUCGAUGGAUUUCGCAAAGCGGGUGGCAAGCUUCUCUCAUGGCACGGACUUGCUGAUCAGGCCAUCGCGCCUGACGCGACUGCGCACUACGCGCAGCAGGUCAACGAGCGUGACGCGAAUGCUAGCGAUUACUAUCGAUACUUCGAGGCGCCAGGUGUCGAUCAUUACGGCGGUGGGCUGGGUUGGUAUCCUGGAGAUGGUCUUAAGGCUCUCAUUGACUGGGUAGAGAUGGGUGUGGCACCCGACACGCUCGAGGCAAAGACGACAGCGGGUAGGAAAGCGGAACUUUGCUUGUGGCCGAAGCACUUGAUGUAUGUGACUGGAAAUCCCGAUGAGGCAGCAUCGUUCGAAUGUCGAUAG